Candidula unifasciata is the source of this 1842-nucleotide messenger RNA. Lineage: Eukaryota; Metazoa; Mollusca; Gastropoda; Stylommatophora; Geomitridae. The record is from the annotation of a GenBank genome assembly.
AUGGCGCCGUCUGCUGGUUACACUAGCAUCCCAGCUUUUCUGUGCCUCAUAUUUGUCUGGGCAACCACUGCCUCGGGAACUCCAAAGGAUAUAUUUACUGAAGAAUUAUUUAUAAAACCAUUAUCUCGUGGUUAUGUAUAUUCGCAUUUUCAGUUUACUACGAAAUGGAACGCAUCGAUUCACGAUUCCAACACUUUUCGCCAUUAUCGACUUUUCCCGAAAGCUCUGGGAGAAGUCUUGGCCAAAUAUGGUGUACAGGAGUUGCACUUGUCUCAAACCCAGGGCCUGUGGCGACACAAGUUCUGGGGCUACCCAGUUCACGAUGCCCCACCAGGUGCGGAGUUAUGGGUAUGGUUUAAACCCACGGUCAAAGAUAUUGACAGGGCAUGGACGGAGUUGGUCAAUGCUGUGUCUGGUCUCUUCUGCUCCUCCCUCAAUUUCCUGGACUCAAAGAACACUGUUGUUCCGCAGUGGAGUUACCGACCUCAAGGUACUGCUGCUCCAGGUUACUCCACAUUCUCUUACCAUGUGCGGUAUGGGGCUUUGCCUCGGGAGAUUGUGUGCACAGAGAAUCUGACUCCCUGGAAGAAGCUGCUGCCCUGUGAUUCAAAGGCCGGACUGUCCACGUUGUUUAACGCCUUCCACUUCCACGAUGCCAGCUACCACUCUCUUGGACUACAUAUUCGCCCUGUGUGCGCUGAUGUUGAUUGUACGGAGGAAGCCAUUGAACUUAGCCAGAGUCUGAGUGUGGUCACAGAUGUCAUCAGUACAAGCCACACUGGCACACCUAACUGGAGCUUGCGCAGCCUCUUUGGGAAUCACCUGGCCUCCACCUGUCCUGUGGCAGCCAAGAGCACUAUUUUUGUGGAGCUGACUAAAAAUGAGGACUCGCACAUGUACAGGCUGACCCCUGACCCUUCAUCGACUGAGAAAGUCACCAGAGGUCCCGACCAGCACACAUACGCAGUGUAUGAUGUGCAGUCGUUGAUGAAGUCAGGCCGAGUGUUGAACAUCGCAGCCACAUUUAGGGAUCCUCCAGUUUUGUUGAGUGUGGAACCUCCACCCAUACACGUCCAUCGGUACAUUACUGGUUACGGCUUGGACAAAGGCGGCAUAUCCUGUCUUAUCUAUAACAACAUGGUAGUUAAUCAGAGCAUCAUAUACCUGGAUGUCCUGCCCUGGUUCACCAGGGUCUUCUUUAACUCACUGACUGUCACCAACAACGGCACCAGGCUUCCUUUUAAAGUUCACUACGUGCCAGGGAAAGACAGGUCAAGACCACACCAGCUGGAGCUGAGUUUCAACCUUUGGCCUCAUUCUGUCACCCAAGUGUCCUUCACAUUCACUCGAGCUUUCUUGAAGUGGACCGAGUAUCCACCUGAUGCCAACCAUGGUUUUUAUAUCGACUCUGCAACCAUCACGGCUAUCCUGGCAACAUCCAGGGGCUAUACAGCCACACCCCAACAUUCCUCCUGCCUGGAGUCUAUCAUGACAGACAACUCCAGCAGAUUUCCCGUGCGUUUACACACAGAAAGUUUGCUGGUGUCCCUGCCGACCCCAGACUUCUCCAUGCCUUACAAUGUCAUCUGUUUGGCCUGUACCGUGGUGGCCAUCGCCUUCGGGAGUGUACACAACCUGACCACAAGAAGAUUUGAGAAGCUUGACCCAUCAGCAAAGAAGGGUAUCCUAACCAAGGUCAAGGGCUUUUUAAGCAAGUUACGGUCAAAGAAAGCUUCUCCGGAGAAGCAGACUAACAACGCAAGUCAUCCAGAAGACACAGAUACUUCGGAUAAUCAAAACGAGCUGAAGAAUGAGAACAGUUCCGCAAAAUCUAGUAGUUGA